This is a messenger RNA of Prunus dulcis (almond), 1590 nucleotides long. Its product is annotated as armadillo repeat-containing protein 6. The record is from RefSeq and is a predicted model, not a curated record. The transcript is spliced from 8 exons. Gene Ontology annotation, molecular function: protein binding. The coding region runs from base 114 to 1502 and encodes 462 amino acids. Lineage: Eukaryota; Viridiplantae; Streptophyta; Magnoliopsida; Rosales; Rosaceae.
CGCUGCCUUCUUUGCCACCCACACUCUCCAUUCUCAACUCUCCACAACUCUACUACCACCAUCCCCAACGCCAAGUCCGUAUUUCCGAUCGGACGGUGCCGGAAACAUCAGCGAUGGGCCCACCGAAGAACGCGGUCCGUUCGAUCUCUCAGGAGGCCUUCGACGAGGUGGUGAAGGAGAACAUGGACGAUCUCGGCAUGGACCCCACCGAGGCCCUCCAAGAUGCCAUCCAAACCCUAACUCUCCAGGGCGUUGAUCUCUCUGGGAUUGUCACCUGUGUCCCGGGAGAGGGUAGUGUGAAGGACAACCCUGUGAUACAUUGUUUGGAUAGAUUGAACCAGUUGAAUGCCGGUCCAAGCAAUCAAAUCGACGAUGAGACGGUGGAGUUACUUAAUAAACUUACAGAGCUCUGUAAUUCCGAAGGUUCUGGAAAUGCAGCAAUUGCCUCUAGAAAUGGAGGGGUUGAAAUAAUUUGUUCUAUAUGUUCUAAGGUUCAAAAGGGGUGCGAACAUGCUAUUGUUUCGGCUUUGAAGGCAUUGGCUUUUUUGCUUCAUGAUUUACAAAGUAGAGAAACGUUUAGGGCAAGUGAUGGACCAAAGCUUGUUGUGGGUAGUAUAACUGAUGGAUUUGAGAAUAUAGACAUAUUGAGUAGUGGUUUUGCUGUCAUUGCUGCGGCUGCAACGGGUAAUGAGGUUCUAAAAGAGCUAUUCGUAGAGCUGAAGAUUGAGGAGCUCAUUCUGCGAGUAUUGAGUGUAAAAAGGGAAGCCAGCAUUCAGAGCGUAUAUGAUGCUAUAUGGGUUCUCUUAACACCUGAUGAUAAUCGCGUUUUGGCUUCGCAAGUCUUUGGUUAUGCCCGGAAAUUUGCCAAAAUUGGAAUUGCCAGAGCUCUAGUUGACUCAAUACGUGCAGGGCUUAGCUCAUCUAGUCUUGUUUCAGCAAGCAUCGCUUUGAAGGCUGUUGCUGUCAAUGAUGAAAUAUGCACCUCCAUUUCCGAAAAUGGUGGAGUUGAUGCUGUUCUCGUAUGUAUUGAUGACAGCAGUGAACAAGGCAACAAGACCGUUGCUAAAGUUUGCUGUUCUUUGCUCUGCAAGUUGGCAGGAAGUGACGCAAAUAAGACAGCCAUUGUUGAGAAGAAGGGUAUGGAUAGGCUAAUUAAACUGUCGGCUAGAUUUUUUGAUGACCCAUCUGUCCUGCAAGAGAUCAUGGCUGUUAUUUCUGUACUCUCCUUAAGGUCCCCAGAAAAUGCUGCACGUGCCAUUGAAGCUGGGGCUGGAGAACUUGCCCUACAAGCUAUGCAGAAGUUUCCUGCAGCACAGCAAAUGCAGAAGAAUUCCUGUCUCAUGAUCCGGAAUCUGGUAGCAAGAAAUGCAGCCAACAGAACUCUUCUGCUCAAUAGCGGUGUUGAGAAACACAUAAGGGUGGCCAAGCAAAACCAUGUAAGUUGUAAGGAAGCCGCUACUGACGCACUAAGGGAUCUCGGACUUGAUGAUUACAACGUUUGAAUUUUCAGAGUGGAUAUACUCCGUUCCCUUGAACCCAGUGGCGGAUCCAAGGUUACGUGCCCAAGGAGGCUUAGUGUAAAAGUUCCAA